Messenger RNA from Pezoporus occidentalis (night parrot), 1305 nucleotides. RefSeq names its product solute carrier family 10 member 4 (gene SLC10A4). Gene Ontology annotation, biological process: bile acid and bile salt transport. Bases 168 to 1280 code for a protein of 370 amino acids. Lineage: Eukaryota; Metazoa; Chordata; Aves; Psittaciformes; Psittacidae. Gene Ontology annotation, cellular component: membrane. The record is from RefSeq and is a predicted model, not a curated record. Gene Ontology annotation, molecular function: bile acid:sodium symporter activity. The transcript is spliced from 3 exons.
GGGCGGUGCCCGGAGCAGACAGCCGGCGUGCGGCGACGGACGGUGGCGGCAGCGCUCGGGAGCGCCCGGUUGGGAUGCGGUCCCCGCUCUGACGGCCCCGCCGCCGCCCGCUCCCUCCUCGGGGCCCGGCCCAGCGGAGCCGGCGGCUCCCGGGGGCCGCGCAGCCCAUGGCAGGCUCCGCGCAGCCCCCGACGGCGGCGGGGGACGGCGGCCUCGACGGCGGGUCGCUGGCGGGGGGCGGCGGGGCUUUCGCGGACCGCUCCCUCAGCCAGGGCUUGAGCGUGCUGGUGGGGCUGGCGCUCUGCGUGACCAUGCUGGGGUUGGGCUGCGCCGUGGAGCUGGGGCAGCUGGGGCAUCAGCUGCGGCGGCCCGUGGGGUUGCUGCUGGCGCUGCUGGGGCAGUUCGUGGCCAUGCCGCUGCUGGCCUUUCUCCUCGCCCUCAUCUUCGCCCUGGAUGAAGUAGCGGCCGUAGCUGUGCUGCUGUGCGGCUGCUGUCCCGGGGGCAACCUCUCCAACCUCAUGUCGGUGCUCGUCGACGGGGACAUGAACCUCAGCAUUAUCAUGACGGCCUCCUCCACGCUCCUGGCUCUCUUCCUGAUGCCCCUCUGCCUCUGGAUCUACAGCCGCCCCUGGAUCAAUACGGCCGUGGUGCAGCUGCUGCCCCUGGGCGCGGUGAGCCUCACGCUAGGCAGCACCCUCCUGCCCAUCGGCCUGGGGGUGCUCAUCCGGUACCGCUACCCCCGCGCUGCCGACCUCCUGGUUAAGAUUUCCCUGUGGUCCCUCUUGGUGACUCUGGUGAUCCUGUUCAUCCUGACUGGGACAAUGCUGGGCCCAGAUCUGAUGGCACAUAUUCCUGCGUCUGUCUACGCCAUUGCGGUGCUGAUGCCCCUAGCGGGGUACGCCUUGGGAUACGGCUUAGCCACGGUCUUUAAAAUGCCCCCACACUGCAGGAGAACAGUGUCGUUGGAAACGGGGUGCCAAAAUGUCCAGCUCUGCACCGCCAUCCUCAAACUCACCUUUCCCCCAGAGCUCAUCGGGAGCAUGUACAUGUUUCCCUUGCUUUAUGCGCUUUUUCAGUCGGCAGAAGCGGGACUCUUUGUGCUGGUAUACAAGAUGUAUGGGAGAGACAGCUACAAACAAGAUACGCUCGAUGAGGAGGAAGAUACAGAUAUAUCCUACAAGAAACUGAAGGAAGAGGAAGUUCCUGAUACUUCAUAUGGCACAGUGACCACGGAGGAGCACAACUCCAUUCAAAUGAAGCCAACGCAGACAGCGCUUUAGGGAAGAAAAGGAGGUGACACCUGCG